Molecule: messenger RNA, 1197 nt
Organism: Dothidotthia symphoricarpi CBS 119687
Lineage: Eukaryota; Fungi; Ascomycota; Dothideomycetes; Pleosporales; Dothidotthiaceae
Exons: 2
Coding region: 1-1197 (398 amino acids)
Biological process (GO): base-excision repair, AP site formation; base-excision repair; nucleotide-excision repair
Cellular component (GO): nucleus
Molecular function (GO): 8-oxo-7,8-dihydroguanine DNA N-glycosylase activity; damaged DNA binding
Source: RefSeq, a predicted model, not a curated record
AUGACGCUCCGAGCUGCAGAGUGGCACAAGCUGCCCACGAGCCUCGCUGAAUUAUGUAUAAACACGACGCUACGCUGCGGACAGUCUUUCAGAUGGCGCAAGUCUGCUGAAGAUGAAUGGUCCUGCGCUCUCCACGGUCGCAUACUCUCCCUGCGUCAAGAUGCCACCCAUCUCCACUUCCGCGCCACCUAUCCUGCCAAUGCACCCUCAGUCGCUGCUUCUGAUGACAACACCUUGGCCCUCGUGAACCACUACUUCAACCUCGCCCCCAACCUCAGCGCCCUCUACUCGCAAUGGGCCGCCUCGGACGCAAAUUUCAAGAAACGCGCCCCCAACUUCACCGGCGUCCGCAUCCUGCGCCAGGACCCCUGGGAGGCCCUCAUAGGCUUCAUCUGCAGCAGCAACAACAACAUCAGUCGCAUAUCUGGCAUGGUGCACAACCUGUGUCUGCACUACGGCCCGUUAAUCGGCCACAUCGACAACGUCCCAUACCACGACUUCCCCACGCCCGAAUCCCUAUCCACGCCAACUGUAGAGGCACAUCUCCAGAAACUAGGCUUUGGAUACAGAGCAAAGUACAUUGCGAAAACAGCACGCAUAGUCGCGGAAGAAAAGGGCGUCUCCUGGCUCGAAUCUCUCUGUAACCCUGAGAACCCCCCUUUUGGCAAGGAUCCACAGCCAGGCGGCGAACUCGUCGAGGGCGGGAGGGAAGGCUAUCGCAAGGCCCACACUGAACUCCUGGCCCUCCAUGGCGUUGGACCUAAGGUAUCCGACUGCGUAUGUCUUUUUGGCCUGGGCUGGUCCGAGUCCGUCCCCGUCGACACCCAUGUUUGGCAGAUUGCGCAGCGCGACUACAAGUUCGGGCGGGGAAAACACAGCAGUCUGACCGCGGCGACGUACAUUGCUAUUGGAAAUCAUUUCCGGAAGUUGUGGGGGAAGGAGGCUGGGUGGGCGCAUUCUGUGCUGUUCACUGCGGAUCUGAAGGCCUUCUCGGAGCGAGUCGUGGCCAAGACAGAGGUCAAGGAGGAGGAGGUUGUGGUCAAGAAAGAGGAAGAUGAUGUUGUAGCCGAGGUCAAGGAGAAAAAAGUGACCGCGAAACGAAAGAGGGUGAAGAAAGAGCCUGAUGAGGAGGAGCAGCAAGUUGUUGAUGUCAAGGAGGAGGUCGUUACGAGGAGGAGCAAACGACAGCGAGUCUGA